CGUUACACAAGCGUCAAUCACGCCACCCUAGUAUCCCCCACUCCCCCCCUCCCCUCCCUCCUCUUGCGCACUCUAACGACUAUCCCUGCCUCGUCGCACACACCAAGCGGGGAGCUGCUCGUGAUCCGCGCCAUAGCUCCUAACCCUAUUUAUUACACUCGCGACCUCUCUAGCCCAUAACUUUUGCUACCUCUCCAUCCCUCACCCCCAUUCUCGACAGAGCCUUCGCCGUCAGCUCGCACCUAGCUAAGGGCCAUAGGUGCCUAGCUACGAAACCAGCACCGUUGUUAAACCCUUAGCCAUGCUCCUUACUACAGUUUCCCCACACCACGCACGCUGAUUCCCCUCAAAUUCAGGUGCGCAUAUCUCCUCCUCUCACGUCACACAUAGCUCCCCUCUUUGCACUACGGUUCCUCCCUCUCUUUUGCUCGCCGUCCCCCACUCUCCUUGCCCUACGUCCCCCCUUCCUCUGCUCGCCGUCUCCUCCCCUCCUGCCAUCCUUUCUCCCCCCUGUGCAUCCCCCCUCCCCUUGCCCUCCGUUUUCCCCCACCCCUUUGUUCACCCCUGUUCUCCUUACUUCCCUCCGUUUCCCACUUUUCUUCCACUCCGUUUUCCCCUCCCCCUCCCCCACCCCGCUGUCGCUCCCCUUCGCCACCAUUGCCCGUUCUCAUCCCCUCAUUUUCCCACAUCUUCCUCUCUUCCCCUCGGUUUCCCUCUCUCCGCGCCCUUGUUCUGCCCCCCUUAUCCCUCGUUUCGGUCUUCCCUGCCCUACGUUUCCCCCCACUCUGCCCUAGGUUUCCCCCAGCUCUCCCCUGCGUUUCUCCCAACUUCCCCCCCACUCUGCCCUACUUUCCUCCCACUCUGUCAUACGUUCCCCCACUCUGCCCAACGGGUCUUCCCGCUCUGCCUUACGGUUCUCCCCAGAGCGGGACUUCCCCCCCUAUGUGGGCUCACCGUCCCCCUCUGUAUGAGCUCACCUUCCCUCUCUGUCUGAACUCACCUUCCCCUCCCAGCCAGAGCUCACCCUGCCCCCCAGUCUGAGCCCCCCUUCCCCCCCAAAACAGAGCUCACCUGCCCCAGCCUGUCUGAGCCCCCCUUCCCCCCACACCAGAGCGGGACUUCCCCCCCUGACUGAGCUCACCUCCCCCUCCCAACCAGGUCUCAUCUUCCCCCCUGUCUAAGCCCACCUCCCCCCCCACACCAGAGCGGGACUUCCCCCCCCCUGUCUGAGCUCACCUUCCCCCCCUGACUGAGCUCACCUCCCCCUCCCAACCAGGUCUCAUCUUCCCGCCUGUCUGAGCCCACCUCCUCCCCCACACCAGAGCAGGACUUCCUUCCCCCCCUGACUGAGCUCACCUUCCCCUCCCAACCAGGUCUCAUCUUCCCCCCUGUCUGAGCCCACCUCCCCCCCCACACCAGAGCAGAAUUUCCUCCCUGUCUGAGCUCACCUUCCCCCCUGUCUGAGCUCACCUUCCCCCCCUGACUGAGCUCACCUCCCCCUCCCAACCAGGUCUCAUCUUCCCCCCUGUCUGAGCUCCCAUCCCUCCCUGUCUGACCCCACCUUCCUCCCCACCUUCUUCCCCAGGGAGUGAGUGAGGCAUGAGAGCAGGGAGGGAGUGAGGCAUGAGAGCAGGGAGGGAGUGAGGCAUGAGAGCAGGGAGGGAGUGAGGCAUGAGUGCAGGGAGGGCGAGAGGCAUGAGAGCAGGGAGGGCGUUCAUCUGAUUUUUUAGAAAACUUCUGAAAAUCAGACAAACUGACAAAUUUCGUCUGCAAUCGAUGGCCCUCGAGAGAGGCUGGGGAGGGAGAAAGUACGUCAGCUCAUUGGUGGAUGAGAUGAGAUAGCUCGUGAGAGUCUUUUUGUCUCCUUGCAUGACUAUGUCUAAAUAGGCGCCCCGCUGUCCCAAUAUUGGGGUGUUGCCUGUGUGUCAUGCGGAAUGAUGAAUUAGGGCAUGGCGCACCCAGUCACGUGGAAGAACUGGAUCGUUUAGCCCUCACUGAAGGUGAGAACUCAAGUGCUACAGGUUUAGCCCUCACUGGAAGCGAGGAUUGAAGUGUUACACGGUGUCUGAUUGCUUGUUGCUUGCAUGCUUUUCAAUCCCUCAGACAAUGUGCUACAUUC
Molecule: messenger RNA, 2119 nt
Organism: Closterium sp. NIES-67
Lineage: Eukaryota; Viridiplantae; Streptophyta; Zygnematophyceae; Desmidiales; Closteriaceae
Source: the annotation of a GenBank genome assembly